This is a messenger RNA of Knipowitschia caucasica, 558 nucleotides long. The record is from the annotation of a GenBank genome assembly. NCBI's taxonomy places the organism in Eukaryota, Metazoa, Chordata, Actinopteri, Gobiiformes, Gobiidae.
AUGUCUCUCCGUCUCACACUCAUCGUGAGCUUAAUGAGUUCAUCAGGCUCAGAGUUCAUGACCAAGGAGCAGGUAGAGGGGGGAGGACUGGGGAGGGGUGGGACACCGGGGAGGGGUACACCGGGGAGGGGUGGGACACCGGGGAGGGGGGGGGACACCGGGAGGGGGGGGGACACCGGGGAGGGGUGGGACACCGGGGAGGGGGGAGGACUGGGAGGGGUGGGACACGGGGGGGGGGGACACCGGGGAGGGGUGGGACACCGGGGAGGGGUGGGACACCGGGGAGGGGUGGGACACCGGGGAGGGGGGGACACCGGGGAGGGGGGGGACACCGGGGAGGGGGGAGGACUGGGGGGGAGAAGGGCAGCUCUGUGUGUGCUGAUGAAAUCUGCCGGCCUCAGCACACUGCCGCAAAGAAAUCGGAUUAGUGCUCCGCCGGGACAGGACCGCGGGAAUGCAGAUACGGCCCCCAGCGAGGCCCCACGUGGAGAGAGAGACACAUCUCAGAGGGCGAUCAAAAAAGGCUUUGAAUUCUUUGUAUUUGAGAAUGACUCGUGA